AUGUCUAACACCCUAGCAUGGGCCACCCACACAACCCCAUUCAUCGCGAACGCCCCGAUGUUCGGCUUUGCCGACGUCAACCUGGCAACCGCCGUGACAAAAGCCGGCGGAUUCGGCUUCAUCGGCGGAGGCUUUGACUUCCGAGCCGAGUCCACUCAACUAUCCAGCUUGGACCGGCAGCUGACAGAAGCCCGAACCCUUCUCGGCGUGGCCGAUGGGCCGCUGCCGCUCGGGGUGGGCUUCAUCACGUUCCAGCCAAGUGGGUUUGUUGAAAAUGCUAUUCCCAUCCUGCGCAAGUACCGCGUGGCAGCCGUGUGGUUGUCAUUUCCUCAAGCGGAUGCCGAUCAUGAUAUUUUGAUCCAAGGUAUCCGGGAAGACCGGGACUGGGAUGUCAAGGUGUUUGUCCAGGUCGGCACGGUCGAGGCUGCUAAGGAAGCCAUUCGACAGGAAGUGGACGUCCUUGUCGUUCAGGGAACGGAUGCCGGUGGACAUCAGUGGGCCCGUGGUGCGAGUUUAAUAUCACUCUUGCCCGAGGUGCGAGACUAUUUGUCGACAACGCAGAAUACCACAACUGCCAUUCUGGCAGCAGGCGGUAUUGUCGAUGGGAGAGGCUGUGUUGCUGCUCUUGGGCUUGGCGCUGAUGGUAUCGUUAUGGGCACCAGGUUCGUUGUUACAUCUGAAUGUCCAGCACCACUUUCAAUGAAGCAGACCAUCGUGUCCAGUCACGAUGGGGGUGUCUCAACUAUCAAGUCCAUCCGACAUGAUGUCUUCCAGUCGACCGAUGUGUUCCCCCGGCAGUAUGACGGCAGAGCUGUGGUUGGGGUUAGCUAUGAAGACUCGCAGGCCGGUAUGAGUGACGAAGAGAUCAUCCGUCGAUAUAACGAAGCUCGACAGGCUGGAGAGGACCAGCGACGGACCGUGUGGGCUGGUUCGAGUGUGGGAAAUAUCCAUGCGGUUGUCUCUGUCAAUGAUCUUAUCAAGUCUACCCAACAAGAGGUGAAGGUCAUACUGGAUCGACUGAAAGGGAGUGCUUCCUAG
Molecule: messenger RNA, 1038 nt
Organism: Penicillium brevicompactum
Lineage: Eukaryota; Fungi; Ascomycota; Eurotiomycetes; Eurotiales; Aspergillaceae
Product: nitronate monooxygenase
Exons: 5
Coding region: 1-1038 (345 amino acids)
Molecular function (GO): nitronate monooxygenase activity
Source: RefSeq, a predicted model, not a curated record